Frankliniella occidentalis (western flower thrips) is the source of this 2281-nucleotide messenger RNA. RefSeq names its product RING finger protein 37. The transcript has 2 exons. The record is from RefSeq and is a predicted model, not a curated record. Lineage: Eukaryota; Metazoa; Arthropoda; Insecta; Thysanoptera; Thripidae. Gene Ontology annotation, cellular component: nucleus. Gene Ontology annotation, molecular function: ubiquitin protein ligase binding; ubiquitin-ubiquitin ligase activity. The coding region runs from base 246 to 1880 and encodes 544 amino acids. Gene Ontology annotation, biological process: protein polyubiquitination.
ACACAUCAGUCUUUCUUAUUGUUUUUCAAAGAAUCGUAGUUCGCGCGCUCAGCUCAGAUGUCGCGGUCGCAAUCGUCUGUCAGCUGUCUGUUGUCAGCUGUUUGUCAGCUGUUGUAAACACACCUCUAGCAGCUGUAUGUGAACUCUCAGAUCGUAAAAGUGACCUAUUUUCAAGAUGUAAAACUAAGAUUUAUCUCUUUUAAGUAGAGCCUUACUGAUCACGAUCGCACGAUCAGUCAUUUAAUAUGUCGUCUCCAUUGAUAAACCUCUGUAACCCUGUCUUUAAGACUGUUGUCACAUGCGACACGAUAAGCAGUGAAGGUUACGAAGCCACCAAUCUCGUGUCAGAAGACUGUCAAAAGAGAAAAAAUGGAUUUUUGAGUGACCGUUUCAUUAAACCUCCAGUAGAAAUCACAUUGAAAUUUCCAUUUGAUGUGAACAUAAGAUAUAUACAAGUUGGAGCAGUUGUGGGGCAACAGAAGUCAAGUGGUUUGGAAUUCCAUUCCUCCUCAGUACCCUACAACUCUUCCUUGUGUUCUGGAUGCCCUGCAAACAAACAGUCUAAGGGUGGAUUAAUUUGCUCCCCUACUGCUGAGCGAAUAGGUUCCAUUGUUCUUAAUGAUAACGAGAGAGGAGUUAUCUUUUUUUGUCCUUUACAAUAUGGUCGGCAAAAUCCCAAUCCAGUUCCCAAUGUUGGACCAGAUUUCAUUCAAAGAUCAAUGAUGUGGAAGAAGCGAUCAGUAAUUGCGCAUACAUCCUCAUUAACUUUACGCAUCUUUAAGACUUGUGGAUCUUCUAUACCUGCCAUUAGCAGCAUAGAAAUAUGGGGUGGCCCAAGCACAUGCGUGCCUGCUAGCCAGGUUUCAGACAUAAUGAAGUUAUGGAAAUCAUCACAGGAAGAAUUGAAGUGUGAGGAAAAUGAAGGCACUGCCAUGCAAGAUGUUCCCCUCUUUCCAGAUAUAACUGGUAGGAAGCUUCACGAGUCUGUGAUUGGAGAUAUUCCUGACGAAUUUUUUGAUGCAAUUACAUGGGAAAUUAUGGCUUUGCCUAUGGUGUUGCCGAGUGGAAAGGUUGUUGACCAACAAACAUUAGACCUCCAUGCUCAGGCAGAAGCUAAUUGGGGUCGCCAUCCAGGAGACCCAUUUACCGGAAUCAUGUUUAGUGAAGGAUGUCGACCUGUCUUGGAUACAGCCCUCAAGGCUAGAAUUGACCGCUUCUUAGUACUUAAUCAAGACAGAAAAGACCUAAAAACAAUUCCUCGGACAGUUGGCCGCGUCCAACCUCAGAUUUGUCAUCAAACUGUCAGUAGAUUUCGGAAUACACGUGUAUGCUUUGAUUCAGCUGCUGUCAAUAGAAAACAUUCUCUUACCAGAACUUCAAGUAUUGUGUAUUCUCAAGGAGAGAGGCAAGUCAGUGAUUCAACACCUCCUCCUGUCAGCAUCCCAAGCUGCAGCACUCAUCCCAGACCAACUGAGCCAGACGACCAAACAGAGAGUCUAACAAAGAGACCUAAGUUAUCUGAUAUGUCAUGUGUUUCUUCAGUGAAAAGUAGUAUUUCUGACAUUGAUCUCACUGUGGAUGAUACAACUGGUAAUCAUUUGGAUAAUCUUAAAUCCCAUGAGAAAAAACUAGAUGAUAGUUUAGACUCAGCACUGAAAGCAGUUUUAUCAGGUCUACCAUCAUUUGUCAAUAUCCCUUCUCCUAAAAGUAUUGUUAAAGAGUGUGCAUCUUGUAAAAUUCUAGCAAGUUUAUAUUGUUUACCAUGCUCUCAUUUUUUGUGUCGCCCAUGUUUGGUAAAAGAAAACAAGCAGAAACCUUCCAAUUGUCCAUCUUGUCAAGUGGAGUUCAAAUCUUCUGAUCCUGUUUUCCAUCAUGAUUGAUAUUGAUGCCUCAAAUACCCCACAAAGUACCCAAUGAACCCUAAAGUUCAACAAAUUUGGGAAUUCCUGCUUUGUUGCAGAUUUAUAAAGCCCGUGCAUGUGUUCUGAAUCUCUUCUUGCCUUUUGAACGACAAUUUUUCCCAAAAAAUAAAUCUGGUGGAGGACCUUGCUGUGUUGUUUUUAGUAAAUUUAUCUGUGAUAAUGUGUAUUGAAAAAUAGUUGAACUAUUUUGUUAUUAUAUAUUCAAGAAUAGACUGAAAUACGUAUUUUGUUUAUCACAAAAUGGUAUAUUUUCCUACUGAUGGCUUAUGUCACUUUAUUAUUUCGUCUGAUGUGUUGUGUACUUCAAAACUCACAGCACAAUUGAAAUAAAGCAAGAGUUUAUGAGUUAUAAUUCUUAA